Messenger RNA from Rodentolepis nana, 270 nucleotides. The record is from the annotation of a GenBank genome assembly. NCBI's taxonomy places the organism in Eukaryota, Metazoa, Platyhelminthes, Cestoda, Cyclophyllidea, Hymenolepididae.
AUGGCUCCGGGAUUGGCAGGUCUGGAGAUAGUUCCAUUCCGUGUAGCUGCUUACAAUAAAGCUCGGGGAGAAAUGGAAUUGUUCGAUCCAACUCGAGCCGAUGAAUUCAUCUUUAUUUCUGGCACAAAGAUGAGAGCACUGGCGAAGGCGGGAGAACAACCGCCCGAUGGUUUCAUGUCACCCUCCGCUUGGAAAGUUCUGGCGGAAUUCUACGCCAGUCAACAGCAGCAACAACCACACAAAUCAGGAGAUAAUAUGACUACUGGCUAA